Closterium sp. Yama58-4 is the source of this 4974-nucleotide messenger RNA. NCBI's taxonomy places the organism in Eukaryota, Viridiplantae, Streptophyta, Zygnematophyceae, Desmidiales, Closteriaceae. The record is from the annotation of a GenBank genome assembly.
AUGCAGCGGACAGACUCAUUCUCUCGGCGCUUCAAGGGGGAUGCGGAAUUGACCGCGGCUCCUGUGUAUCCUCGCAGCCGCAGCACGGGUCAAAGUAACAGCUACAGACCUGCUGAGGGGGAUUACAACAGCUAUAGUAACUAUGAGCCAGAUGCCGGUGGUGAUAAUUUCGAUUUUGAGGAGACCACGUGGUCUCCCGCUCUCACUUCGGGCGGCGAGAUUGCGCGAGACCGACCCACUCGGAACAACCAUCGUCGGACGCUCUCCGUGUCGUCCGCGCUGCGGCCACAGAUCUACCACAACUUUCACGACGCUGGCGACAACCAGGGCGUAGGCGGGGCCGUGCUGGGACUCUACGGAGAGCUGGGCAGCGCGGAAGGGGAGCUUUUGCGGCAGCGGAGCGAGCAGGCGAACAGGAUCCCGGGAUCGUCGUCCACUCCUAACGCGUAUGGCCACAGGGCCCGGGCGUCGCUCGCCGCGUCGCUGGACGGAACAGGCAGCAGCAGCAUGGGAAGCGGCAUGGGCAGCGGCAUAGGGAGCGGCAUCGGCGGCAUGGGAGGCGGCAUCGGAAGUAGUGUGGUGGACAGCGAGGCGCUGUUCGCGGCGAUGCGGGGGCGGCAUCUGGGCGCGGGAUCCGCGAGCAUGGACGUAGAGCGGCUGGCGGACGCCGCAGGGAGGGACCUGGGGGGGAGGUACGAUAGCGUGGGUGGCGGCAGGUAUGGCGGGAGCAUGCGGCUGGGAGGAGGGGACGGGGCAGCGGAGUUACGGAGGGUGCUGAGUCACAGGGAGAGCGACUUCGCCAACGGUCAUACAGGCCGCCAAGACGGCUGGCCGGAUCUGUCCUCUGAUCCGGCUUCCUUUUCCGCCAGCUCGUGGCGUGGCGGAGGGGACAGCUUCGCAGACCUCGUGGGGAAGCCCGGUGGAGGGUCGUCGGCGCUGGACUUCAUCGAUGGCGGCAUGGGGAUGGGCGCAGGCGCGGGGGGCGGAAGGCGCAUGGGCGCGGAGGAACUGCUGGGGCUGGCGGGGGAGCUUAGACAAGGCAGAGGCGGGGGAUUCGGCGGAGCCGGCGCGGGCAUGCUGGGGUUCGCGGACGACGAUUUGGGAGGGCUGAAGGCGGUGUUGAAGCUGGUGGAGGCGGCGCACGCGAACGACGUGGCGCUGCUCAACAGCGUGCUGCAGGAGGCCUCCUCGCGCACUGCGCUCCUCAACGCGCUGCACCCAGCGACGGGGAGGACGGCGCUGCACGAGGCGGUGGUGGCGGGCAGCCUGGACGCGGCGGCGCUGCUGCUGGAGUGGGGCGCGGACCCCGACGGGGGCACCGCCGCCGCUGAGGGAGGGCAGUCGCCGCCACUGAUGUCAGCGGUGCAGGCGGGCAGCGAGGAUGCGGUGCGGCUGCUGCUCACCAACGGCGCCGACAUCAACGCCACGGACGCGCGCCUCUGCUCCGCGCUGCACUACGCCUGCGCCACCGGCCACAGGAGCAUAAUAAAGCUGCUGCUGGUGGCGGGGGCGAACAUGUACGCGCGCAACAGGGACGGGCUGCUGCCGCAGGAGCUGACGUCGUCGGACCGCAUUGGCGCGCUCUUCCGCAAGCUGCACGACUACCACCAGCGCUGCGCCGCCCCUGACUCCGCCUCCCCCGCCGCCGCCCCCCUGGACGCCGCCACACGCGCGGGGGGACUCGGGGGGUUCCGCCAAAGCACUAGUUUUGAGGAAGGGGACUUGCUUUCAGGGGAUUUGGGAGGCUCGGGUCUGCUGGGAGGUUCGGGGGGAGGCUUGGAGGAUAUUGGCGGGUUCAGGCCUGAGUUGGGCAGUGCUGAGAAGGCGAGUGGUGCAAAUGCUGCUAACGGAAGUUCUGCCACCAGCCCGAGUGGUGCAAGCACUACUGCUUCUGGAGCUGCUGCUGGUGCGGCUGGUGCUGCUACUGGUGGUGCCGGAGCUGCAGGUGCAGGUGGCAGUGGGAGCCACACUCCAGUGGGCAGAAGCAUCAGCAGCAGCGGCGGCACUUCAACUGCAUCCCGCCCCCCCGCCCGCGUGCGCAAGUCCGUCUCCUUCGCCCUGCCCUCUGCAGGCGACGACGGCUCCCCAAACCAGCAUGGGCGGCAGAGGGGCGAGAGCGAGGGCGAGAGCGACGGGGGGUCGGGGAAGGAGGAGACGGAGAGUGGCAGUGAGGGCGGCGGGGUGAGGCGCCAUCGGCGGUACGGCGACAGACGGAUGUCUCCCCGCCCUCCUGUGUCCCCCCGCCGGCGAGCGGCUGUUGCCGCUGCUGCUGCAGCAGGGGGGAUUGCAGGGCAUGGGAAAGCGGGUGCAGGAGGGGAUAAGGACGGGGAAGAGAGGGGUGAUGCGGCGGGCAGAGGGAAGGCGGCGACUGGUGGUGGUUCCCCCUCGUCCCCCUCCUCCCCUGCUACCUCCUCCCCCUCUGCGCCCUCCCCUUCCGCCUCCCCGCCCAACCAGUCGUCCCCCCUUGCCUCCCCCGCCACCCCCUCGCCCCGCUCCCCCUCCACGCCCUCCGCCUCUCCCCUUGGUGGCAAGGCGGAUGGCAGUGGGGAGGGGCGGGAGGAGAAGGGCGCAGAGAAGCAGGCCAAGGGCGGGGAGAAGGGCGGAGGGGGGGACCUGAAAUCGGGCAAAGAUGUAAUGGGGGAGGAGGGGAAGAAGCAGGAGGGUGAAGCGGGGCAUGGGAAGGGUGGGAAGGGGGAGGGACGGGCAGAGGGGGGGAGUGCGGGCAGUGGCAGUGAGGGGAAUGAAAGUGAUGGCAAGUCGUCCUCCCCUUCCUCCUCCCCUUCCGCCACCACCACCAGUGCCACGUCAACCACCUCGUCUGCCAGCGUGGCAAAGGCCCUUGCAGCGUCAGGGUCGGUGUCCAUGUCAGCAUCCCCGCUGGGCACACUCAAGUGGAAGAAGGGCGACCUGCUGGGGGAGGGCGCCUUCGGCAAGGUCUUCCUGGGCCUCAAUGAGAUGACGGGGGAGCUGAUGGCGGUGAAGCAGAUCAAGAUGACGACGGCGGGCGACGAGAAGGCGAUGCUGAUCGCCUCUCUGGAGCGCGAAAUCGUGCUGUACCGCCAGAUGCGCCACCGCCACAUCGUGGGGUACAUAGACAUGGAGAAGGACGAGGCUGACGGCUCCAUCUAUAUCUUUCUCGAGCUUGUCUCUGGCGGGUCGCUGCACAGCAUGUUGGAGAAAUUCGGCAAGUUCAGUGAGUCGCUGGUGCGCGUGUACACGCGGCAGCUGCUGCUGGGGUUGGAGUAUCUGCACGGCUGCAAGAUCAUCCACCGUGACAUCAAGGGCGGCAACGUGCUCGUCGACAGGGAUGGGGUUAUUAAGCUCGCUGACUUUGGUGCCUCCAAGGCGUUCCACGAGGGCACGGUGGGCGAGGGGUGCAAGUCGAUCCGCGGGUCGGUGUUCUGGAUGGCGCCCGAGGUCAUCAAGGGCGAGGGGUACGGCCGCCGUGCUGACAUCUGGAGCCUCGGCUGCACCGUCAUUGAAAUGCUCACCGGCAGCCACCCAUGGCCGGGCAUGGACAACACGUGGUCGGCCAUCUUCCACAUCGCCAAGACCACCACGGGCCCGCCCAUUCCCGAGGGCAUAUCGGACGAGGGUCGCGAGUUCCUCGAGGCGUGCUUCCACAUCGAGCCCUACGACAGACCGUCCGCCACCGAGCUUCUGAAGCUACCAUUCGUUCAAACAACUCCCUGCCAUCACUCCCUUGGCACCAUCUUCGCAUCAAUUCCCGACGAGGUUUCUCACGAGGCGCUCCUGCGUCUUCCGCGCCACCUGCACGGCGCGCUCAAGACAGUCUCCAAGUCCUGGAGCUCCGCCGUGUCUAGCGAAGCGUUCUUCCAGGCGCGAGAGGCGGCGGGCGUGAUCGAGGAGUGGCUCUUCGUGCUCCCAGAGGACCCCGACCAGGGCGCGUUCCGCGCGUUCGACCCCAACUCCAAAUCAUGGCGCGCCGUGCCGCCCAUUCCUGGUCGGUCCAAGAAUGAGGGGCUUUCAGAAUUCGCGACGGUGGCUGCGGGCGGGAAGAUGUACGUCAUUGGUGGCUGCGAGCGCGUGACGUCAGCAUCCCCAUCGGUAAUGGGUUGCGCAGACGUCGCGACGGCGCGGGUGCGUGUGUUCGACCCCGUCGCGUGGCGCUGGGAUUUCUGCGCGCCGAUGGGCGAGGCGCGCAUCUCGCCCGCCGCGGAGGUGUUGGACGGCUGUUACAUCGUGGUUACCGGCGGACAGGGCCGACACGCGUUCCUGCGAUCCGCCGAGAUUUUCGACGUGCUCACCGGUCAAUGGCGGAGCAUCAGCGCGAUGCACGCCGCGAGAUGCGGGCACCGCGCCGUGGUGCUCGGGGGGCAGCUGACGGUGAUCGCGGGGGAGGUGCAGCGGCCUGACAGCUCGACUGCUGACGUCAUGGGGUUACGUCAUGACGGAGACGGACAGGCGCGCGAGAGCACGGCGUCGAUCGAGGUGUACGACCGGCAGAGCGACCGGUGGGACCUGGUGCCCCACGCGUGGAUCGACGACUGCAAGAUCCCGGGUCCCAUGGCCGUGCUCAACGGCGAUCUCUACGCCAUCCACCAGUCGCGCCUCGUCGUGCGCGACGCCGCCACGGGCGAGUGGCGCAAGUGCGGGCCUAUCCCCUCGCUCCACGUCAGCAGCUCGGGCGUCGGCAACUUCAGGCGGCAAAGCAGUGCGACGCGCGGCGUGGGCAUGAUUGCCUUUCAAGGGAAGCUGUUCUUGCUGGGCGGCGCGCGCGAGGCGAGGAGCAAUGGCGGGUUUGGCGGCGGGAGGGUAAGAUUGGAGGAGGUGUUUUGCUGGGACCCCGCGGAGGAGGACAGGCGCGGGCGCGAGGAGGAUGCGCGCACGCCCAAGGGGCUGCUUGCGGCCAUGCUCGUGCGCCCCAGUGAACGGUUACUCAACUGGGAGGCCGUGGGCGGCAUGGGCGGCGGGAAGGGCGCCAUUCUCGCGUGCGCCGUGCUGAGAGUGUAA